This is a messenger RNA of Synchiropus splendidus (mandarinfish), 4543 nucleotides long. RefSeq names its product serine/threonine-protein phosphatase 6 regulatory ankyrin repeat subunit A (gene ankrd28a). Gene Ontology annotation, molecular function: protein binding. The coding region runs from base 320 to 3319 and encodes 999 amino acids. The transcript is spliced from 28 exons. The record is from RefSeq and is a predicted model, not a curated record. NCBI's taxonomy places the organism in Eukaryota, Metazoa, Chordata, Actinopteri, Syngnathiformes, Callionymidae.
CAGUCUGCCUGGAAGCCGGUGAUGCAUUCCCACUCGGCCCACAGCGAGUGGGUCCGUGUGCGCCGGGAGGAUACGGAGCUUCCUGUCUGAGCUCGAUCUGCCGCAGAGGACUCCCCUGCUGCUGCUGCUGGAGGUGAGGGAGGGGAGAGCGGCGCUGACAGAUGAAGGACGGCCUGAUCUGGAUCAGACCGCGAGAUGUGCAGCCUCUCUCCGCAAGGACACAGCAGCUCCAGGGACGACCUACCGACACAUGUGCAGCUGGAUUGUGUCAACAGGAAGUGAGCGUGAGUGACUGUGUUGUCGGGCGACCGGGAUCCUGAUGCGAUCAGAGCGGGCGAGCAGAGUGUGCAUCGUGGUGCUGGAGGAGGUGGAGGAGGAUGAACCCACCUCUUCACACGGGCCUCUUUGGCCCAAACCGCCCCCUGACCACAGACACCAUCAGCCCUCUCCCAGGGCUCAGGAAGACAAGCAGGCUCCGCCCCACGGUAGUGAAAAACACAUUGGUAAACUUCAUUCUUCAUUUCUGCCUCCUCUGCUCAGAGCCAUUUUCAGCGGCAGUGCCGAAGAAGUUCGUGCUCUUCUGCUCAACAAUGAAGAUGUCAACCUUCAGGACGAGGAGCAGCGGACUCCGCUUCACGCUGCAGCCCACGUUGGCCAUGCUGACAUCAUUGAGCUGCUCAUCCUCUCAGGAGCCAAAGUUAACGCCAAAGACAAUAUUUGGAUGACUCCGCUGCAUCAAGCUGUCGCCUCUUGUAGUGCGGAGUCUGCGCUGAUGCUGCUGAAACACGGUGCUGAUGUGAACGCUCAGGACAAGAGAAAGGUCACGCCGCUCCACGUAGCAGCAAGCAGCCGCAGCCUGAGACUCACCAAACCAUCCACUCCUCCGCCCAGCGACCCUGACGCUGCUGAAGAGGACGGGCCCUCGCCACUUCUGGAUGCCACCGACGGCGCGCACUUGUUGGAGAUGGUCCAGCUGCUUCUGUGCAAAGGAGCAGAUGUCAAUGCAGAGGACGAGGACCAAAUCAGAGCCAUCCACUGGGCAACCUGUCUGGGUCACCUUGAUAUUUUCGAGUUGUUGGUGGCAAACGGCGCAGACAUCGACUGCGUGGACGCCAUGGACAACACUCUCCUCCACCUCGCCGCCUACAACGGGGUCAUGUCCGCCGUCUGCUACCUGCUGCAGCUUGGGGUCUCGGUGAACUCCAGUAACAUCUAUGGAAACACUCCGCUCCAUCUGGCGUGUUUGAAAGGACACAACCUGGUGGUCUCUGCCCUGGUUGAGUGUGGCGCUCAAGUUAACCAGGUGAACAACAGAGGGUUUUCAGCCCUUCACUACGCCUCCUCCUCCUGUCAGGGCGAGCUGUGUCAGAAAAUACUGUUGGUCAACGGAGCCUGUCUGAGCCUGCAGACCCAGAGUGGAAAGACCCCUCUGCACUCGGCUGUAGCAAACGGCAGUCUGUCCUGCACCAGGACCCUCAUCCGAAGUGGAGCUGCGAUCGAGAGCGAGGACAACAGUGGGAACAGUGCUCUGCACUUGGCUGCCCUCUACGGCCACAACCUCAUCAUCACAGCUCUUCUCCAGCAUGGGGCCGAUGUGCUGAAACGCGGCGUUCACGGUCUCCUCCCCAUUCACCUGGCCGCUCUCAGCAGCCACCUGGAGUGCUGUGACAAGCUCCUCCUCUCAGGUUUCGAUGCCGACACCUCUGACCACUAUGGGAGGACGUGUCUGCACGCAGCAGCUGCUGGAGGAAACCUGGACUGUUUGGAAAUGCUCCUGAACGUUGGAGGGGACCUGAACCGAAGGGACAAGUUUGGAAGGAACCCUCUUCACUAUGCAGCGGCACACAGUCACUUCCAGUGUAUGUUUGCGCUGGUGGUCUCCGGGGCCAACGUCAAUGAGCGUGACGGGAAGGGCUGCAGCCCUCUGAUGUACGCAGCUGCUGCCACCAGCUCUGACCCUCAAUGUCUGGAUUAUCUGCUGAGUAAUGACGCUGACCUCAAGAUUCAGGACAACCAGGGUUACGGCGCACUGCACUAUGCAACAGCCAGCGGCCGAACACUGACCCUGCUGCAUUUGAUAGAGACUUCAGGACCGGACGUGCUGAGCCACUUUUUCCGCAGUGCACCAUUCAGCCUGCUCCAUCUGGCGGCUCACCACGGACACAGAGACUCCCUCGAGGUCCUCCUAACCUUCCUGCAGCAGGUGGACGUAUGCAGCGCGGCGGGCCGCACGGCUCUGACGCUGGCCGCCAGCUCAGGUCACCAGGACUGUGUCUCUCUCCUGCUGGUGCACGGCGCCUCCCCUCUGCUCCAGGAUGGCGCCGGCAGGACAGCGAUGCACGCUGCAGCGGCGAACGGUCACCUCCAGUGCCUGAGUCUGCUCCUGAAGAGCAGCGGCGGAGCUGCAGACCUGCAGGACGCCCACGGAGAGACGCCCCUGAUGUUGGCCGUGUUGAACCAACACUGUGACUGUGUCGACCUCCUCCUCAGUAAAGGAGCCAGAGUGGACGUCCCAGACUGGCAGGGGCGGACGGCGCUGCACCGAGCUGCGGUGAUCGGGCGCGAGGCAGCUGUGGUCUCCCUGCUUCAGUUCGGAGCGAGUGUCUGCACCAGGGACGACCAGGGUCACACGCCUCUUCACCUGGCUUCUUCUUUUGGCCGAGGGGCAGCUCUGAGGGUCAUGCUGCAGGCCACUAGCGCCUCCCACGUCCACUCCCACAUGACCGACAGGAGGGGCUACACACCCUUGCACUGGGCCGCCUACAAUGGUCACAUGGCCUGUGUGAAGAUGCUGCUGAAGCACAAAGUCUGCUGGAAGGGAAACUCCUUCAGCCCGCUGCUCUGUGCUGUAGCCAACAACCACAAGGCAGUGGCGGAGAUGUUGAUCACCUCUCUCGGUAAAAGGACGGUGAACUCAGUCGACUCCAGAGGAAGGAGUCCUCUGCACGCUGCUGCUUUCUCCAAUCACGUGGAGUGUGUUUCCCUGCUGCUGACCCACGGUGCCAGGGUCGACGCGGCGGACCGGCCGACUGGCCGCACGCCGCUGAUGAUGGCUGCACACCUGGGACACACAGACGCCGUGGGGCUGCUGGUGAGCAGAGCUGAUCUGAGCGUGCAGGACGUCGACGGCAACACAGCCUUGCAUCUGGCCUGCAGCCAGGGCUAUGAACAAGUGGCCUUGUUGAUUCUGAAGAGCAGCGAUGAGAACGUCACUCGCCUCAAAAACUCCUCCCAUCACACAGCUCUGAAUGUUGCAGCCAGGAACGGUUUGGCCGCCGUGGUCCGGAUUCUCGGAGCUACAGUGGAGCAGGACACGUAGCUUUUCCUGGUGGACUCAACCCUGAUUACCAUGUAAUCUCCGUCUUCUGGAGGUUCUACUCCAGCGCUGGUGGAGGACCUGUGCCUCGGACACGUCCUCGCAGCAACACUGUGAACAAUGGCUGUCUCCGAUUCAGAAGCCUCUCUGCUGCUCCUUGUCUCAGCGCCACGCGCUGCACACUCCAGUCCCAGUCCUGGAGGCCGGGUCGCUCCAGCAGCUCUGACUGGGUCACAGUCAAACUGCGGAGCCGUCCACACUUGAAAACCCAUGUCUCUUGUUUCCUUUAACCGGCCUCUUGAUAUGAUGGGGAUCUGUUCUCUCUCUUUAUACUUUAAACAAACGGCAUCAUGUACUUUUUUCCUUUUAUAUUUUUCAGCACAGAUCACAGUUUAGCUGGAAAUGUUUAACUUAUAUUUUCCUCCAAAAUGAUCAAUCAUCAUGUCGAAAUGUUUUAUGUUGCCUUUCUACUGUUUCCACUUUAAUCCUAAUUUUUAAGACAUUUUAUUAGUUUAUAAUUCAUGCAUUUCAAAUUUAAGAUUUUAUCUAUUUUUAUAGUGAUAAUAUAGUAAUAAGUGAUGAUAUAUAUAUAUAUAUCUCAAGUUUCAGAACCUUGUUCACAAAGUACUUUAUUGUGCAUUAUCAAUAGUUUCAAUUUUUCUAAUUUAUCAGAUUACUGCUAUUAAGACAGUAAUCCCUCACUACAUACUUUUCUUUACAUUGUGUCACUAGAAUCUAUAGCAAGAUCACAGCAUUAUAUUUUGGCUUUCUUUAUUUUAAAAUGAUGUAAAUAAAGAUAAAAUUAUAAAUCAUGUUGUAAUGGAAACACGACUGCAUUUAUUUAAUAUUUAAAACUGGGAUUUCAUUCAAUCUGUUUAAUAAUGUUUUGCUCACACAAUGUCAAGCUUGCUGUAUGGUGGUAGAUUUGCUGACUCGUGUUUUCCAGGCUCAGAUAGAAACACUUUGCCAUCGAAGGUUGUACGAACAAAAGUGUGCAUGUGAGCGGUGUGUUUCAUUUUGACAGGUCAGCAGUUUUAAUACUUUUAUUGGAACGUCCAGCAUGUCUGAGGCUCGUUCAAGGCACAAGGUUGGUUCCAGUUGGCAUAAACCUGAUGCAUCAGCAACAAUUUCUUACAUUCGAGUCUGACAACCGCUGGACAUUUGCAGUUCACAGUUCUUGUGAUCAAGAUUUUGUAUCGACUUCAAGGUGAAGGUUCAUUAUUAAAC